UUGGAGGUCACUGACUGCCGGCGUACACACGGUGUGUAUGCGUGUUUCUUGCGAGCUCAUUUAAAUAGCAAUCCAUAACAUAGAAAUCACAUGGCUACUCCGACAGUGACGAGGAAGCAUGUACCGGAGGAUAUGACGGUGGGUUUUAUUGGAGCGGGCCGGAUGGCCCAGGCCAUGGCUAAGGGCUUCAUCUCCACAGGUAUCCUGAAGGCAUCGAACAUUGUUGCCAGUGAUCCGGACCCAAUAUGUCUACAGUCUAUACAGAGCAUGGGUGUCAAGGUCACGGAUGACAAUCUCAAGGUUGUUGCUGACAGUCAGCUGGUGGUGUUGGCAGUUAAACCUCACAUCAUCACUCCAGUCCUAAAACAGGUUUCUCCCUCAUUUUCCCGCGAUAAACUCAUGGUCUCCAUAGCAGCAGGGAUCACACUGUCUACAUUAGAGGAGAAUCUGCUCCCGUCUACACGUGUUGUUCGUGUGAUGCCCAACACACCCGCAUUGGUACAGGCCGGAGCGUCAGUCCUCGCCCCGGGGUCAGGCGCCCUGUCCGGGGACCCAGAGCUGGUGUCCGAGCUGUUGAGCUGUAUUGGAAUCUGCGAGUCGAGCACUGAGGGACUACUGGACGCUGUCACGGGGCUCAGUGGCAGUGGACCCGCCUACGCGUUCGUUGCUAUAGAGGCAUUAGCAGAUGGUGGCGUCAAGAUGGGACUCCCGAGGGACAUGGCUGUGAAACUAGCUGCCCAAACACUUCUGGGUGCUGCAAAAAUGGUUCUGGAAACUGGCAAAAACCCGGGCCAAUUGAAAGACGAAGUUUGCUCGCCAGGUGGCACCACGAUUGCCGCAAUGCAUAAACUGGAAAAAGGAGGGUUCCGAGGGGCACUUAUGGACGCUGUGGAGGCAGCAACCCUCAAGGCUUCGGAGCUAGGAGCUAAGAAGUGAAGGUUGUAAUGCUGAGAACUGAUUCAUAAGUAUAAGCAGAGUUGAACAAUCCAUUGAAGAAUUAUAUCUGUCCGUUAUGACGGGUGUAUACUGAACUCUAACAUAUCUGAAAAUUAGGCCAACAGGAUCGUAAAUUCACGUCCCAGGGAGGCAAGUGACCAUACUCCAUUGGCUCUUAAUUCAAUAGACAGAGUCACAGAAUUCCAGGAUGACAGAUGCCGAUCCAAAGGUGCAUGGGGCAACGACCUUGAUCAGCAACAAAAAUGUAUAAUGUGAACUGUGAUGUCCAAGAGUGGACGUUACAAAUUAUGUGUACAGUAUAGUGUUAUGCUAUAUAUAUAUAUAGGUACGUGCAUAAAAAUGAAUACCAGCAAUU
Molecule: messenger RNA, 1312 nt
Organism: Pecten maximus
Lineage: Eukaryota; Metazoa; Mollusca; Bivalvia; Pectinida; Pectinidae
Product: pyrroline-5-carboxylate reductase 2-like
Exons: 6
Coding region: 91-936 (281 amino acids)
Biological process (GO): L-proline biosynthetic process
Molecular function (GO): pyrroline-5-carboxylate reductase activity
Source: RefSeq, a predicted model, not a curated record